Colletotrichum higginsianum IMI 349063 is the source of this 468-nucleotide messenger RNA. RefSeq names its product cupin. The transcript is spliced from 3 exons. The record is from RefSeq and is a predicted model, not a curated record. Bases 1 to 468 code for a protein of 155 amino acids. NCBI's taxonomy places the organism in Eukaryota, Fungi, Ascomycota, Sordariomycetes, Glomerellales, Glomerellaceae.
AUGCCCCUCCGAGGACCCGUGCCGGUGAAGCUGUGCAAGAAGGAGGACAGCGAGGUGGUCCGCGUCGGGCCCAUGACCGUCUACAUCUUCGAGGACGGCAGCAACACAGACAACCGGAUCGGGUGCAUGACGCUGGAGCUGCCGCCCGCGGCGUCCGGGCCGCCGAUGCACUGGCACCGCUUCCACGACGAGUGCUUCCUCGUGACCAAGGGGACGAUCCGGUUCACGACGCCAGACGGGGACGUCGACGCCGAGGAGGGGCAGCUGAUGGUCGUGCCGCCGCGGGCGAUCCACACCUUCUCCAACCCGUCAGAGACCGAGCCGGCCGAGUUCUUCAUGACGUCUACCCCAGACUUCCGCACGAUGAGCAAGACCGUCGCCGAGGGGAAGAAGCUGUCCCGGGAGGAGACGCAGCACCUGAUGGCCCUCUUCGGGACAUUUCCGCCGGAUGUGGAGUCGGAGCCGUAG